CGUCACCAGCUUCCGCUCAAAAACAACAAUGGCUGACACGUUGGGUUUCUGUGUUUAUUGACCCUUUUCCUCCGUGUCUCCUCCGUGUCUCCCCGGUGUCUCCUCCUCCGUGUCUCCUCCCUGUCCCCCCGGUGGUCCAUGGCUCCGUCCCUCCUCCCCUGCUGCCUCUGGGUGACUCUGCCGCUGCUCGGGCAGCUUCUGGCCGCGGAGCUCCUCGCCCAGGUGGAGGUUUUCCUGGAGCAGCGGCCCGGGGUCAGCUCGGUGCUCCGUGGGGAGGAUGAGGUUUUCCUGGAGCAGCGGCCCGGGGUCAGCUCGGUGCUCCGGGGGGAGGAUGAGGUUUUCCUGGAGCAGCGGCCCGGGGUCAGCGCGGUGCUCCGGGGGGAGGUGGUGGAGCCGAGCGGCGGCGGCAGGAGCUCCGAGCCCCGGGAGGAGCUGGACGCGGAGCUGCUCCUGGUUCAAGAUGAGGAGGCUCAGCUGAGCGGAGGGAAAGCGGAGGAAGACGCCGGCGAGCAGGAGCCGUGGAUCGGGGUGGUGCCCGUGGAGAUGGACGACAGCAAAGCCUCCACUGGGAACCAGGAGUCCUUCGCUGAUGGGUUGGUGAACAAAAUGAAGCGGGCGUUGGUCCUCGGAGCUUCAGCGCUGAUCAUCCUGGCUCUGAACCAGAAGACCGUCAGUGAGAUGGAUCUUUCUCAGGUUCUGUCGAAGCCCAUCAUCGUGAUCCAGACGUCUGAAAACGUCACUAAGCUGAUCGGAGCUCUGCUCAGGGGCCUUCAGGCGACGGCGAAAAUCACGUACAAGACGAUCCUGCAGGACAACCUGGGCGCCACGCUCACGCUGUGGUCCAGCUGCGGGCGGUCGAGAGGCGGGCGCUACGGAGAGUGGCAGGGGGUCAUCUGCACGGGAGAGACCAACUCGCAGGUCCAGAAAUACCUUCAGCAGCUGUGGGACACUGUCCUCCUGGUGGCGCUGAUCCUCAGCACCGGAGUCAUCGUCCACGCCCGCUGGCAAUACCGGGACCCCCAGCUCAACGACGACCUGGAGCUGUUUCCCAAACAGGACGUUCUGAAGAGGAUGUCGUCUCUGAAGACCAAAACGUACCGGCAGCCCAAACCCUGGUGUGACCCGUCGCAGCCGCUGGAGACGGACAACUGCGCCGUCUGUCUGGAGCCGUUCAACAACAACCAGUGUCUGCGUGUGUUGCCGUGUUCCCACGAGUACCACAGAGAGUGUGUGGAUCCCUGGCUGCUGCUGCAACACACGUGUCCUCUGUGCAAACGCAGCAUCCUCAGCAGCGUCUGCAAAGACAGUUAACGGUGGCCUCACUUCCACCCGCAUCGCCACAGCAGCAGGGAAUCGACCCCACGACCUCGGUGACUCACCUGUAGCUGGUUUUUUUUUUUAACUGACCUCGCAGCUUCCUCCUUCCAGCAAUGAAUUGUGGGAACAAAUCCUCACGGCAGCUGCCUGGCUGAUGGGACCGUGGAGCCGCGGAUCACAGACAAACAGUGGAAGUAUUAACACAAUACUAUGAAGUACUGUAGAACAGGGCUGGGCUAUUAACUGGAAAUGUUAUUUAUAACCUCUAACUGACAUGAAGUAAACGUUCAUUGUUCCUAAUGGAGGGAAAAGUUUGAAGUAAUCGUGAAACUGAUUUGAAGUCACACCGCCCAGUCCCACUGUAGAAGAACUGUUGUGUAAGAACAGUUCUUCUCACUGAGAUCAUGUUACUGUACAACUGUGGAAAUAUUAGUUUGACACAAACACAAAACAUCGUCUGAGACACAAAACAUUUUCCUCUUUCCCCCGUUAGCGCUGAUGAGCGAGUUUUCACGAGAAGGUUUGUGCCUGGACUUCAAUAACCAACUUAACCAAGUGGACUAACGGAUUUAAAGAGUAACUGACGCCCUCUAGUGGCCAAACCUAUUUAAUUUAGAUAUGAGUGGUAGCGGUUCUGUUGUCGUCGUGCAGAAUUAACAGUCGAUAGCAGACGUGAGAAAGUGUUUGCACUCGUCCGUCCGUGAUUUGCCUUAUUGCACAAACACACCUCCUGACCUGUUAGAAUCUUGAUGUUUGUUCCAUCAGCUCGUUCAGCUGCGUCAGUCGGUGGAGACGUAGAACACGUAGUUUAACUCCGAUGCUUCUUCAACCUCUUUGUGUUAUGUUUAUGUCAAACUUCAUCUCGACCAGAGCCCGACAAAUAUGAACCUUUACAGACACGUUGGUGUUGGUUUUCUGACAUGAAAACUUGUUACAGAAAUGUGAAUUUGUUUUGUUCCCUAAUUCAAGUUCCAUCUUUUGUAGAAUUUUAGUUUUCUUUGUAUUUAUAGUUAUUUAUGUUUACGUCUUUUAACCCUCAGUUACAGUUCUUUGUGUUUGAUAACAUCUUAGAAAUCAUUGCCAAUUAUUUUAAAUAUAUAUAUAUAUAUUUACUUUUCAUCCUUAAUAUCGCCAUCAGCCCCGAAAAUAUUAUUUUUUGGGCUCUAAUUUUAACUUUAAACAACAUCUGUGCUACGGCAGAGUAACUAACACUCUGUGUAAAGAAAAGCCUGAAGUCAGAUUUUAUUUUCCAUUUACAAAUGAAACAAGCAAAUGUUUAACUAUUGGAAGAUUUAUGGAAACUAUUUAUUCACAACUUUGCAGCUCAACAUAAUCGUUUACUUGCCAAAGGUGAUUGAAGGAUGAAGAUAAAUCACUGAUGAUAAUUUCAGGCCAAACUGCAUCAACCCCUUCACGUUCUCACGUUUUUCUGCUAAAAGCAAAAACUCAAAUCCACCAGAAUGUUUCUCCUUCUCAUGAAAGACGAGUCAAAGUCCGAAGAUGUUGAAAACAUAUUAUCGUAUUUAUUUUGUUAUUUUUGCGACGUCAACUCCAAAAAGCAAAUAACAUGUGCUUUCUUUGUUAGAAAAUGCAAACCGAUAGAUCCGUUCUCGUGGUAGAAAAUAGUCUGUGCAUGGCGGCGUGCCAGGGGGCGCCACUGAGCAGCGCGUGCUUCCAAACACAGCAGCAUCGUGACCGGGCGCUCGUAGAGACGUGUUGUUGGUUGAAGGUUGGACACCAGGGACACUCGAUGUCCAGACUUUAAUCACCAGGUCAGUGAUUGUUCUUCCAGCUACAGACACGACUUGAGUCUGUAAAACCCUGAACGUCUCG
Molecule: messenger RNA, 3150 nt
Organism: Limanda limanda (common dab)
Lineage: Eukaryota; Metazoa; Chordata; Actinopteri; Pleuronectiformes; Pleuronectidae
Gene: rnf215
Product: ring finger protein 215
Exons: 10
Coding region: 139-1311 (390 amino acids)
Biological process (GO): ubiquitin-dependent protein catabolic process
Molecular function (GO): ubiquitin protein ligase activity
Source: RefSeq, a predicted model, not a curated record